CCUGCAUGCGCUGCCACUAGGAUUUUAGGAGAAUGGGUGUCGUGGUCUUACUGCUGUUGCUCAGUUUUGGAACCCACUUAGUAUAUUCUGGCAAUCACAUUCUACAUUACUACUUUACUGCGGUGGUUUCAGAUGUGACCCAUGGCCUGCCACAGUAUUCAGUUGUAGGUUAUGUGGAUAACUUGUUUUUUGGAAGGUACAGCAGUGACACACGGCAUCCUGAACUUUUGAUUCCAUCACUAAAAGGACUUAAUGAUCUCAUAAAGGAGUUAACCAUUAAUGCACAUGACAAAGAGAAUGCAGAUAUAAUAAUGAUGAAACUGAUCAUGUCUUCAUUAAACAAGACUGGUGAUGGAGCUUUUCAUGUUUUCCAAAUAAAGUAUUCCUGUGAGCUGCGUGAGGAUGGCGGCAUUCAUGGAAAUGAAGACUUUGCAUUUGAUGCAAAAGAGUUUAUGACGUUUGAUACAGAAAAUCCACAGUACCUGCCAUUGGUCCAAGAGGCUCUGAUUGUAACUCAGAAAUGGAAUGGAAUUUUUGCAAAAUUAAAAACAGUAUACAUGGAAAAUGUCUGCAUCAGUCACCUGAAAUUUUAUCUUUCUCAUUUAAAAAAAGACUUGGAAAAGAAAGUUUCCCCCAAAGUGAAGGUUUCCAGCUCAGAGUCAGAGAGUGGUAUCAAACUGCACUGCAGGGUGUAUGGGUUCUACCCCCGAGAUGUGGAAGUGAAGUGGAUAAAGAAUGGGAGAGAUGAGAUUUACUCAGAGGAAUCAGCAGAGAUCCUGCCAAACCCUGAUGGCACCUAUCAGAUCAGAGUCAGUGUGGAGGUAACACCAGAGGAGGGCGCCACUUACUCCUGCCAUGUGGAUCACAGCAGUUUGGAGAAUCCAUUAGUUACACCUUUUGAAGCCAACAAUGGAAAGCUUCUCUAUAUUCUGAUCGCUGUUGGUGUGACCAUUAUUUUAUUUGCUGUUGUCCUGGGAGUAUUUAUAUACAGAAAGAAAUCUGGGAUCAAAUGGUCCAGAACAGCAGGAGAAGAGGAAAGAACAAACGGACACGGACCUUCCUGCAACAGGUGGAGGUGCUGCCCCAGGGAUAAGAGGAGAAUGGGUAUUGUUGUAUUUCUGCUGCUCAGUUGUGGAGCCCACUUAGCUUCUUGUGGCAGUCACAUUUUCCAAUACAGCACAACGCUGGUUUCAGAUCCGAAACAGGGCCUGUCGAAGUAUUCAGUUGUAGCUUAUUUGGAUAACUUGAUGCUUGGAACGUACAACAGCGACAAACUCGGCCCUGAGCCUUUGACUCCAUCGCAUUCGUCUUUCGAGCUUUAUGACGACAUAGAGGAGCUCACCAAAAUUAUAUAUCUCAAAGAGAGUUUAGAUAAAAUGAUGAUGAAAUUGAUCACAUCUUCAUUAAACAAGACUGGUGUUGAAGAUUUUCACGUUAUGCAAAUAAAGAAUGGAUGUGAGCUGAGUGAGGACGGCAGCAUUCGUGGUAAUGAAGAAUUAGCAUUUGAUGCCAAAGACUAUAUAACAUUUGAUACAGCAAACCCAGAGUAUAUCCCAGUAGUGCCGGGAGCUCUCAUUGCAGUUCAGAAAAGGAAGGAACUUUAUUCUAAAUUACAAAGGACAUACGUGGAAAAUGUGUGCAUCAGUCAACUGAAACUGCACCUUCCUUAUUUAAAAAAUGUCUUGGAAAAGAAAGUUCCCCCCAAAGUGAAGAUUUCCAGCUCAGAGUCAGAGAGUGGUACAAAACUGCACUGCUGGGUGUAUGGGUUCUACCCCCGAGAUGUGGAAGUGAAGUGGAUAAAGAAUGGGAGAGAUGAGAUUUACUCAGAGGAAUCAGCAGAGAUCCUGCCAAACCCUGAUGGCACCUAUCAGAUCAGAGUCAGUGUGGAGGUAACACCAGAGGAGGGCGCCACUUACUCCUGCCAUGUGGAUCACAGCAGUUUGGAGAAUCCACUGGUUGUUCCCUUUGAAACCAACAACGAUGGAAAGCUCCUCUACAUUCUAAUCGCUGUCAGUGUGACUGUUGUUUUAUUUGUUUUCCUGGGAAUAUUUAGAUACAGAAAGAGAUCAGACCAUCAACCCGUGACCACUGAAGAGAGAGAGAGAGACUGAAACAAGCUACUAAAAAACACUUUACAUUUGCAUUACCUUUACAAAUAGUCCUUUUCCAUCUGCAUUUGACUAAGUAGGAAAAAAAUUAAUUUUUUUGAAAUAUUUGACAAAACCCUGUUCAGAAUGAGAGGACAGAUGGAGUAGUGAUGUGCGGGCCGACCCAAUACCCGCGGGACCCGUGGGUCGGGCGGGUUCUGG
Xenopus laevis (African clawed frog) is the source of this 2309-nucleotide messenger RNA. RefSeq lists its product as uncharacterized. The transcript is spliced from 12 exons. The record is from RefSeq and is a predicted model, not a curated record. Lineage: Eukaryota; Metazoa; Chordata; Amphibia; Anura; Pipidae. Bases 33 to 2111 code for a protein of 692 amino acids.